This is a messenger RNA of Nasonia vitripennis (jewel wasp), 2224 nucleotides long. Its product is annotated as hemolymph lipopolysaccharide-binding protein. Gene Ontology annotation, biological process: biological process involved in interspecies interaction between organisms. Gene Ontology annotation, molecular function: carbohydrate binding. The transcript has 4 exons. The coding region runs from base 1013 to 2020 and encodes 335 amino acids. The record is from RefSeq and is a predicted model, not a curated record. Gene Ontology annotation, cellular component: external side of plasma membrane. NCBI's taxonomy places the organism in Eukaryota, Metazoa, Arthropoda, Insecta, Hymenoptera, Pteromalidae.
ACAUUUUGGCUCGAAAUACGCGCGAUCAUCAGCUUCCAACUACAUGUAGGAUUUCCGGUAAAAAUCUAUCUACAAAGAUACAAAAAAAAACCGGUAUGCUGGAAAGUUAUUUAAUAGACUAACUAAGACAAACUAUUGAAAUUCGAUAACACGCGACACUACAUCAUCAGCGGCGUUGCUGUCAACUUAAUCAAAUCUUCAUAAAAGCAUAAACUUUCCUUACUCUGAAGUAGCAAAUAGAGUUCCGUUCAGUGUGCAUCUUCAACUCUCGCUUCUAACUAUAGAUGACACUUGACCUUCUUCACAGUGACAAAAUUAUGCAACCCCUCGUCGUAAGUAUUUUCGCAAUCCUCCUCGGGGCACAAAUGCAGUCGUCGUUAUCGAGCAACGAGCUGAACCUACACCUGUGUACGCGCAACAAGACCGUAUCGGUGCAGAUACUCACGGGUCUGAACGACGACACGAGCUGUCAGUGUCAAGCCGGUCCCGCGAGCGACCCCUACAUCAGGCAAGACUAUCUCCACACACCCGGAAUCGGCUCGCACAAGCUUCACUUAGUCGCCAAGUCUUGGAACGACGCUCGGCGAAUUUGUAAGGAGGAGAACGCGCACCUGGCCGUCAUCAACUCCAAAGUCGAGGAGCGGAUUUUGUUAGACAAGUUGAAACGAAAGGGAGGACGCAUAAAGGGUGCCCAUGGCAAAAAUCAAGCCUACCUAGGGAUCCACGACAUGUUCAAGGAGGGCGAGUGGCUGACGAUUUUCGGCGAGUCGAUCUACUCCACCGGUUACGCGGAAUGGUCCACUAACUGGUACGCACCACAGCCGGACAACGCUGGGAACGGCGAGAACUGCGGCACCCUGGUGGUGAACGGAGGAAUGAACGAUAUUGCCUGCAACUUGCGCCUCGGCUUCUUCUGCGAGACUCCGCUGUCUUGCUCUGGUUGACAUGCUCUGCUUUUUCAUUUUUACCAGAACCACGUUAUUGUACAUUGACUCGAAUAAAAAGAAACACAAUGAUUAAGUGUACAUUCGUAGAAUCACUCUAUCCAGAUACACUUAUCGGCACUGGUUUUCCUUCUACGAUACUCUCCCGCUUCUUCGUACGCGUACUAGUAUAUGAAUACGCUGGUAAUCAGUAUAAAAAACGCGCGCGCAGUCCUUAUAUACAUUCUACUCGCGCUUUACAGGCAUUCCCGGACCUCGUCAUCGACUGUAUAGCCGCGCGAAGUAGGGAGAGAAGCCGUACUGCAGACUCUGUACAUGUAGACGAGCGAGCAAAAACCUGCGCGAUUCUUCAAAACAACACGAGGAGGAAGAGCCGAGCGACGAGCGAGGGAACCGGUAUCCGAGUACUUCUAUCAACUCUACAAGCAGUCCACGCAAAAUUGAAAAUCAUGUGGCCAGAGUAUCUCGUGAUUGCGACGCUCCUGAUGAGCAGUCAAAUCCCGUCAUCGGCCUGCAAUGAAUUAAACCUUCAUUUGUGCACGAAUAAUGAAACGGUCGCCGUGCAGGUUCUGACGAAAACCGAGAUAACAGGGACAAGGACAACAUGUCAGUGUCAAGCCGGCCCGGCGGAGAGCCCAGUGAUGAAAGAGGAUUACGUUCACACCCCCGGGAUCGGCUCGCAUAAGCUACACACCAAGGCCGCGUCCUGGAACGAGGCAAGGAAAAUCUGUAACGAGGAGGGCGCUCAUCUGGCUAUUAUCAACUCCAAAGCUGAAGAGGCUAUUCUCGUGGACAUGCUGAAGAAAGCGGAAGGAGUGAUAAAAGGCGGCUUGAAUACCGAGGAAGCUCAUCUUGGAAUUCACGACUUGUACAGGGAAGGCGAAUGGGUGACAAUUUUUGGCGAGUCCCUCUUUACAACAGGCUAUGCGAGCUGGUCGCCGACCUAUUUCGGUGGCCAACCGGACAACUAUGGUGGGAAUCAGAACUGCGGAGCUAUACUCAAUUUUGGGGACAUGGACGACGUUACUUGCCACGACAAGUUCGCGUUUUUCUGCGAGAUGCCAUUGUCGUGUUAGCCAUCGAUCACAAAAAAGUUGUUUAUUUCAUUGCUAGGCUACAUUGUACACUUAUAAUAUACACUAUAAGAUAAUAGUUUCAUCCAGACUUUAUCUAUCAAAAACUAUAUAAUAGCAUGCUACUGUACACAAUAUGAAAAAUCGAUAAAAUAAUUUGAAUGUAAAAAACUUGAAAGUUUCAAAAUACAGUUCUUAGAAAAUGAA